UUUGCAACCGUUGCCUAUCCAAAUUAAAAGCCCUAAACCCUAAGCGCGCACCCCUUAACAAAAAAAAAAAGAUGGUAGAAGAAAUUGACCAAGACACCCUUAACCAGCACCCAAAUUGUCCAUCUCCACCACCACCGCCGCCGCCGCCGCCGCCGCAAGACGACGAUCAACGAGAAGAAAAGCCACUAUCGAAAAAUGCGCAAAAGAAGGUACUAAAGCAGCAAAGAUACGAAGCAAAGAAAGCGCAGAAAAAAGCAUUGGAAAAACAGCACAAGAAAUCGGAAGCCGAACGAAAACGAAAGGAAUGGGAACAAACGCUCUCCUCCGUCUCCGGAGAAGAACGAGAGAAGUUAAUAGAGUCCAGGAAACUGUUGAGAAAAGAAAGAAUGGAAAAGCGUUCUGAAGAUAGAGAUAACAAGAUUCAAAGGCUUACUCAAGCCAAAUCCAACGGUCAGAAAAUCGUAAUCGAUCUUGAAUUCGCCCAUCUCAUGACCUCACCCGAAAUUCAUAGCCUCGUUCAACAGGUUAUGUAUUGUUAUGCGGUGAAUGCUAGGUGUUUGUGUCCAUGUCAUCUUUGGCUGACGGGGUGUAGGGGAGAAAUGGAGAGUCAGCUGGGGGCGUUACCCGGGUUUGAGAAAUGGAUGAUUGAGAAAGAGAGUCGGUCCUAUAUUGAUGCGUUUGAAGAUCAGAAGGAGAGUUUGGUUUACCUUACUGCAGAUGCCGAGGAUGAGCUCGAUGAGCUUGAUUUGAAGAAGGUGUAUAUAAUUGGUGGAUUAGUGGAUAGGAAUAGGUGGAAGGGGAUAACCAUGAAGAAAGCGCAAGAGCAGGGGAUUCAAACUGCCAAAUUGCCGAUUGGAAAUUACUUGAAGAUGUCAAGUUCUCAGGUACUUACAGUAAAUCAAGUGAUAGAGAUACUGCUCAAGUUCCUGGAAACGAAAGAUUGGAAGGCUUCAUUCUUUCAAGUUAUUCCUCAGAGGAAAAGAUUCGAGACUGGUACGGCAGAACAUCAAGAAGUAGAUGGAGAAGAGUGCGGCGGUAAGGAUGAGCCACUUGAAGAAAAAGAACAAGUGCCUUGAUGUUUUCCGCAGCUGGUAAAAUUUACCACCUUAAAUCCUUUGUCCUUUUUGAAGUAAAGAUUGCUAAUUGUAUGACUGAUUGGAUUAGUUUUAAUGAAAUCUUCCAUUUUCUCAACAA
This is a messenger RNA of Mercurialis annua (annual mercury), 1194 nucleotides long. Its product is annotated as tRNA (guanine(9)-N1)-methyltransferase. The coding region runs from base 72 to 1076 and encodes 334 amino acids. The record is from RefSeq and is a predicted model, not a curated record. Gene Ontology annotation, biological process: tRNA N1-guanine methylation. Gene Ontology annotation, cellular component: nucleus. NCBI's taxonomy places the organism in Eukaryota, Viridiplantae, Streptophyta, Magnoliopsida, Malpighiales, Euphorbiaceae. Gene Ontology annotation, molecular function: tRNA binding. The transcript has 3 exons.